GAGACGCUUUAGCCUCACGAUGCGGACCCAGUUACUCUAUUUGAACGUCGCGCACGACCCAAAUUAGCUCUAGCGGAGUCGAAUAUAGAUACAAGAGACGGGAAUGUUUCGUACAAUAUGGGAUUCCCUUCAACCGCAGGCCAACGCCUUGAUUAUAAAAAUCCCGGCACCCUAGGCUCGGCCAUCCAUCUCCCUCCCCGUCAGUGACUACUGAAUUUCACCACCACCACCAUGCGUCUCCUCUCCCUCCUCGCCGGCUACCUGUCGGUAGCCUCCGCGACGACGCUCGGAAAGCGAGCACCCACACCCGGCCAACUCUCUCAAGUCACCGGCGUCGGUCCCACAAAUGCUGGAUUUUACAUCUACGUCCCCAAGAAGCUCGCCGCAUCGCCCGGCAUUGUCGUCGCCGUGCACUACUGCACGGGUACCGGCCAGGCGUACUACAACAACUCGCCCUACAAGACGCUUGCCGAGCAAUACGGCUUCAUUGCCAUCUACCCCAGCUCGCCUCACUCGGGCACGUGCUGGGAUGUCAGCUCCAAGAAGACGCUGACGCACGAGGGAGGCGGAGACUCAAACACCAUUGCCAACAUGGUCAAGUGGACCAUCAAGGAGUACAAGGCCGAUGCCUCCAAGGUCUUCGUCACCGGCAGCUCCUCGGGCGCCAUGAUGACCAACGUCCUCGCCGCCACCUACCCCGACGUCUUCGCCGCGGGCAUCGUCUACUCGGGCGUCCCCGCGGGUUGCUUCAUGUCGCAAUCCGGGGGCGUCGACGCGUGGAACAGCACGUGCGCCAACGGCCAGUCGACAGCGACGCCGCAGAAAUGGGCCCAGGUCGUCUUCGACAUGUACCCGGGCUACAACGGCACGCGGCCGCGCAUGCAGAUCUAUCACGGCUCCGCGGACACGACCCUCCGCCCGCAAAACUACCAGGAGACAAUGAAGCAGUGGGCGGGCGUGUUUGGAUACGAUUACAAUAAGCCGGAGAGCACAAAGCAGAAUGAUCCGCAGAGCGGGUACACGAGGACGAUCUAUGGGCCUAGGGUGCAGGGUAUCUAUGCGCAGGGUGUGGGCCACAGUGUGAAUAUCCGUGGGAAUGAUGAUAUGAAGUUCUUCGGGUUUGCGGCUUAGGAGGGUGGGAGGCGCAAUUGACGUGACUUGGGAGGGCGAGGAAUGCUGUGGCUUGUGCGGAGUUGGAUAUGUCUUCAGAAGGGUUUUCGAGCGAUGAGAAACGAAAUCGAAAGCCACCAUUAUUGUCGCUUAGGUCGUCACGGCGAAU
Westerdykella ornata is the source of this 1279-nucleotide messenger RNA. Its product is annotated as alpha/beta-hydrolase. Bases 232 to 1131 code for a protein of 299 amino acids. NCBI's taxonomy places the organism in Eukaryota, Fungi, Ascomycota, Dothideomycetes, Pleosporales, Sporormiaceae. Gene Ontology annotation, cellular component: extracellular region. The transcript has 2 exons. The record is from RefSeq and is a predicted model, not a curated record. Gene Ontology annotation, molecular function: hydrolase activity.